This is a messenger RNA of Verticillium dahliae VdLs.17, 516 nucleotides long. RefSeq lists its product as uncharacterized. NCBI's taxonomy places the organism in Eukaryota, Fungi, Ascomycota, Sordariomycetes, Glomerellales, Plectosphaerellaceae. The record is from RefSeq and is a predicted model, not a curated record. Bases 1 to 516 code for a protein of 171 amino acids. The transcript has a single exon.
AUGACCAAGGCGAUUGAACCUGCAUCAACACCUGGCGUCUUUCGACCUGACAGCCUCGUUCAUCACACGUAUCUUCUGGAAGCCUCGGAAAGACUCUACAGACUAUGUUGCAAGGUGGAACGACCGACAAAAAAUGCAGAGCACUGCUGUCGGGGGAGCGCAUACGAGAUUGCGUACAUGCGAGAACAUCAACAGCUGCAGCGGGCCCUCGCGGCGAAUCGCGCCCUCGUUCAGCAGCUUUCUCAAGCCCGCGCUAAGGCAGCCUACUACGAGGAGCUGUGGACAGCCACGGGCGCCUCGCGCCAGAGGCAGAGAUUUGUCGCGAGACAUGGAUGUGGCAAUCGCAACGCACCAGCAAGAUUGGUAAGCCCACACGUCUCUUACCAGCCAGAUACUUGUACGAGCUCGGUUCAGCACGGCAAAGUCGAUUCGAUGGAUUCCGCACAGGUUUGGAUGCGUGGUGGAGAUGGUCGAUACGUUCUUGUCCCUGUCUACGUAACUAUGGUCACUGGUUAG